AUGCCCGCUUCCGCUACGCAGACCAAGACAUGGUUCCGACCUAAGGGAAUGUUCACUGAUAGGGAGGUGGGCAUUAUCGUUAAUCGUGUCUUAAGAGAUGACCCUUCGAAGGGUGACAUGAACAACCGGGAAGGGAUCACCCUCCAACGACUGUGGGAGGUUUUUAAGGAGUAUGAUCUCUGGCCGAUGUACAUCUUGGGAAUUGUGGGGUUUAUUCCACAGGGCCCAGUCAGCGCAUACUGGACCUUGACGUUAAGGUCACUGGGGUUCAAUCCUUUCGUGACCAACCUACUAACCAUUCCUUCGACCAUCUUCCACAUCCUCAACCUGAUCUUCAUCACUCACCUCUCGGAACGCCUGGAUGAGAGAACGCUCGUGUCCAUGCUGAUGCCAUUAUGGACUCUUCCUUGCAUGAUUGCUCUCCGGUUUUGGCCUAGAUUGAUUGACGAUGCAUGGGGUACAUACGCGCUGAUCACGGUGCUACUGUCGUAUCCCUACUGCCAUGCGAUCCUAGCCGCUUGGACGUCCAAGAACGCCAACAACGUCGGGACCCGAACGGUUGCAUCAGCUCUGUACAAUAUCUCGGUCCAACUGGGCCACGUUUGCUACAGCUUCGCCUACCAAGACUACGACAAGCCAUAUUACCGGCAUGGUAACACCAAACUUCUGGCCGUCAACAUCUUGUCGAUUGCUCUUUUCCUCGCAACAAAGGCAUAUUACAUUUGGCGUAACAAGCAGAAAGACAAAAUCUGGGAUUCCAUGACUGAAGACGAGAAAAGCGAGUAUAUCAGGUGCAGCACGGACAAGGGGUGCAAACGGUUAGACUUCCGGUUUGCGCACUGA
Molecule: messenger RNA, 843 nt
Organism: Thermochaetoides thermophila DSM 1495
Lineage: Eukaryota; Fungi; Ascomycota; Sordariomycetes; Sordariales; Chaetomiaceae
Exons: 4
Coding region: 1-843 (280 amino acids)
Cellular component (GO): membrane
Molecular function (GO): transmembrane transporter activity
Source: RefSeq, a predicted model, not a curated record